This is a messenger RNA of Colletotrichum phormii, 1239 nucleotides long. Its product is annotated as cytochrome P450. The record is from RefSeq and is a predicted model, not a curated record. Gene Ontology annotation, molecular function: monooxygenase activity; heme binding; iron ion binding. The transcript is spliced from 3 exons. Lineage: Eukaryota; Fungi; Ascomycota; Sordariomycetes; Glomerellales; Glomerellaceae. The coding region runs from base 1 to 1239 and encodes 412 amino acids.
AUGAUUGACAUGACACGGAGUGCAGAGCUCUUGAGCUCCGGGCUUGUCUCUGCCCCUAUCACUGUAAUCCUCCUCUUAGUCUUCUGGAGAGCCUGGAUCAUUGUCUACCAAAUCUUCUUCCACCCCCUUCGAAAAUACCCCGGACCAAUUCUCUAUGCGGCCUCGCGCCUUCCUCAACUUUCUCACUUCAGUCUCGGAAGCUCGCAUAGCAUGGGUGUUCGUCUACACAAGAAGUACGGGCCGAUAGUACGCAUUGGACCGAAUCAACUCAGCUACAUCGACCCUGGAGCAUGGAAAGACAUCCAAGGACACCGGGUCGGUGGUCGUGGCGGGUUCCCUAAAGACAGGGCGCUCAUGGGCCACCAAGUGCACUCUGAUAUCCUGCAUGCAGAUGACGCAACGCAUACACGACAACGCCGUAUUUUCUCUCACGCUUUUUCUGAGAAGGCUUUAAGAGAGCAAGAAUCACUCAUUCGUGGAUACACAGACCUCUUGGUAUCCAAGCUAGGAGAGAAGGAGUCCCAGCGAGAUGGGCAACCAAGGGAUAACGCGAAGACUGUCGACAUAGUGAGGAUGUACAACUUCAUCACCUUCGACAUGAUGGCCGAUCUCACCUUUGGUGAACCACUAGGGAUGCUUCAAGAUGGGGACUAUGUGCCCUGGGUAAGCAACAUCUUCUCGAGUGUCAAAUAUAUGAUCAUGGGAACCUUCUUGCGGGUCUACCCAAUUUUCGGACUUCUAUUCGCUCCACUGCUGUCGAGUUCCCUGAAAGCAGAGAUGGAGAAACACACAAAGUAUUCCAACGACAGGGUAGAUCGCCGAUUACAGUAUGACAAGGACAGAGGGGAUAUCUGGAGUCUCGUUCAACGAAAUGUUGACCUCAACAACAUCUCCCGAGGGGAGAUGUACGCCAACGCCCAAAUCUUUAUGAUUGCCGGAACGGAGACAACAGCUACGCUAUUGAGUGGACUUACAUUUCUUCUAUGUCACAACGCCGACAAAUUGAGGAAUCUUUCUGAAGAGAUUCGGUCGCUUCAUCUUCAGGACCUGAACAUCAUCAACCUGCAAAAGCUUCCUUAUCUCAACGCGUGUCUGGAAGAGGGACUUCGCAUGUACCCCCCGGCUCCGGGUGUGGUGCCUCGGGUGGCUCCUCAGGGAGGAUCAACUGUUUGCGGGCAAUUUGUCCCAGAGGGAACGGCUACAAGUGCCGCACAGUACGCAGCUUACACUUCGACCUAA